This is a messenger RNA of Pelodiscus sinensis (Chinese soft-shelled turtle), 2510 nucleotides long. Lineage: Eukaryota; Metazoa; Chordata; Testudines; Trionychidae. The record is from RefSeq and is a predicted model, not a curated record.
CAUGCCGACGUCAAGAAAUCUACACAGAAAGCUCUGGACCCAAAGAAGGACGUCCUGACCCGCCUCAAGCACCUCAAAGCGCUGCUGGAUAUUGCAGAUGGAAGUGACCUGAAGCAAUUUUUUGAGAUCAAUUAUUCUCAAAUUUAUUUUAUCUUCUAUGAAAACUUCAUAACACUGGAAAAUAGCUUGAAACAAAAAGGGAAUAAAUCACAAAGGGAAGAACUGGACUCCAUUCUGUUUCUUUUUGAAAAAAUAUUACAGCUGCUACCAGAGAGGAUAUUUUAUCGAUGGCAUUUCCACAGUAUUGGGUCAGUUUUGAAGAAGCUUUUGCAUACUGGAAACUGUAUUAAGAUAAGAUGUGAAGGAAUCCGUCUAUUUCUUCUUUGGCUGCAAGCACUUCAGACAAACUGCUCAGAGGAGCAAGUGUUGAUUUUUGCAUGCCUAGUGCCUGGUUUUCCAGUGAUCAUGUCAUCAAGAGGUCCUUGUACACUGGAUACACUCAUUAGCCCUCCUUUUACUUUGCUUGAUGCAAAGAUUUAUCCUGAAGAAAUAGCUCCACUUCUACCUACGGUCUCUGGUGAAAAGGUUGCUGAGGAUCAAACCUGCUAUUUCCUCCAGAUAUUGUUAAAGUAUAUGGUAACCCAGGCUGCAAGUUUAGAGUGGAAGAAUAAGGAGAACCAAGACACUGGUUUUAAGUUUCUCUUUGCCUUGUUUAGAAAGUAUUAUCUUCCUCACUUAUUUCCAUCUUUUACAAAACUAACCAACCUCUACAAGCCUGUGCUUGAUAUUCCUGACUUGAGGCCAAAACCAGCAUACAUUACUGCAAUUCGAAAUAAUGAAAACAUCUACAGCACAAAAAUCCCGUUCAUGGCUGCUCGUGUUGUUUUUAUUAAAUGGCUUGUAACCUUCUUUCUUGAAAAGAAGUACUUAACUUCAGUGCAAAAUACUAAAAAUGGAGGAGACAUGCUACCUAAAAUUAUUCAGACUGGUGGUACAUCGCAGGAUAAAAACCCUGAGUUGGAAACUAGUGUGCUACCAGAGCAAGAGAAAAAUCAUUCCAAUAGCAGCACUUUGUCUGAUAGGAGAUUCAGUAACUCUAGCCUUUGCAGCAUUGAAGAGCAACAUCGGACAGUGUAUGAGAUGGUACAGAGAAUUCUGUUAUCCACUCGAGGUUAUGUCAACUUUGUUAAUGAAGUAUUUCACCAAGCUUUUUUGUUGCCUUCCUCUGAUAUAUCUGCAACACGAAAAGUGAUUAAGGUAUAUAGAAAGUGGAUAUUGCAAGACAAGCCUGUGUUCAUGGAAGAACCAGAUAAACCAAACAAUCAAGAUGAUGUGUCCAAUUUGGAACAUACAGAGACAGAUUGCAAACAUCUUGCCUCUGGUCAUUCGGGACAUAAAAGAUCUUCCAGUUGGGGAAGAACUUAUUCCUUCUCUAAUGCUGUUAGCAGAGGAUGUAUACUAGAAGAUGAAGACAAGAAUGUUAAGGCUGGUGCUCAGGCUGCAUUACAGGUGUUUUUAACAAACUCUGCAAAUGUGUUUUUAUUGGAACCAUGUACUGAAGUCCCUGCACUUCUGAAAGAGCAAGUUGAUGCUUGCAAAGCCGUUUUGAGUAUAUUUAGGCGCAUGAUAAUGGAACUUUCAAUGAAUAAAAAGACAUGGGAACAGAUGUUACAAAUACUCCUGCGAAUAACAGAAGCUGUCAUGCAGAAGCCAAAGGAAAACCAAAUAAAGGACAUGUUUGCUCAAAGCUUGGCAGGUUUGCUUUUCAGGACUCUUAUUGUGGCUUGGAUCCGAGCAAAUCUGAGUGUGUACAUUUCUCGAGAACUUUGGGAUGAACUGCUCAGCGUACUAUCUUCCCUUACUGACUGGGAGGAACUGAUAACUGAAUGGGCCAACAUCAUGGAUUCUCUAACAGCAGUGUUAGCAAGAACGGUGUAUGGGGUUGAAAUGACUAAUUUACCACUGGAUAAAUUAAGUGAGCAAAAGGAAAAAAAACAAAGAGGCAAAGGUGGAGUUUCAGAUCCUCAGAAGGCAACUACAGUGGGACGAUCAUUUUCAUUAAGCUGGAGAAGUCAUCCUGAAGUUGUGGAACCAAUGAGAUUCAGGAGUGCUACUACUUCUGGAGCACCAGGAGUCGAGAAAGCAAGAAACAUAGUCCGACAAAGAGCAACAGCUAAGCGAAGCCAGUCUAUCAGCAACUGUGUGCAUCUUUAUGAGGCUUUGCCAGCCACUAAAAGUGUACCUCUUCUGCUUCACACUGUGAGCUCUCUUUUACCUGGUAUCUCUUACACUUCUUGCUCUCACAGACUUUCAGAUGUUGAAGAAGCUCAGCAAUCAGAAAAUACAACAGGAGCAGAAUCUCUUGGCCCCUUUGCAGACCAGGAGCAUCAACUAACCCGAAGCAGUAGCACUUCAGAUGUUACAGACCAAUUUAGUUCUGAUUUUUUUCAAGGUAACUUUUGUGACAUACAGUACCUAUAAUGUGUUGAGCUACCUUUGAUAAAUUACAU